AUGGCGGCGGCCACCUCCUCCACCACCUACCUCGCCAUCGCCCGCAAAACCCUAAACCCCGCCCCCUCCGUAGGCACAGCCGCCACCUCCGUCUCCUUCCCCGCCACGCAGCCCCCAUGCCUCCUCGCCGCCGCCUCCGCGGACCGCCGCCGCGCCGUGGCUGCGAAGGUCUCGUCGCCGUCGGUCAUCGGCACCGCCAUGCCGUCGCUCGACUUCGAGACCUCCGUCUUCAAGAAGGAGAAGGUGUCCCUGGCCGGCCAUGAGGAGUAUAUUGUGAGGGGUGGGAGGGAUCUGUUCCCGUUGUUGCCGGAGGCCUUCAAGGGAAUCAAACAGAUCGGAGUAAUCGGCUGGGGCUCGCAGGGUCCUGCGCAAGCUCAGAACUUGAGAGACUCACUUGUCGAGGCAAAGGCAGACAUUGUUGUUAAGAUUGGUCUCCGGAAAGGUUCUAAAUCUUUUGAAGAAGCCCGAGCAGCGGGAUUCACUGAAGAGAGUGGGACACUGGGUGAUAUAUGGGAGACUGUAUCAAGCAGUGAUCUUGUUUUGCUGCUGAUAUCUGAUUCUGCUCAGGCUGAUAACUACGAGAAAAUUUUCUCACACAUGAAACCAAACAGUAUUCUUGGUUUGUCACAUGGAUUUCUCCUUGGACAUUUGCAAUCUCUGGGUCUUGAUUUCCCUAAAAACAUCAGCGUGAUUGCUGUAUGCCCUAAGGGAAUGGGCCCAUCAGUUAGAAGACUUUAUGUUCAGGGCAAAGAGAUUAAUGGUGCUGGUAUCAAUGCUAGCUUUGCUGUUCACCAGGAUGUUGAUGGAAGGGCAACAGAUGUAGCUCUAGGGUGGUCAGUAGCUCUAGGUUCUCCUUUCACAUUUGCUACUACUCUAGAGCAGGAGUACCGGAGCGAUAUUUUUGGCGAACGAGGUAUUUUGCUUGGUGCUGUCCAUGGCAUGGUGGAGGCUCUUUUCAGGAGAUACACAGAACAAGGAAUGGAUGAGGACUCAGCAUAUAAGAACACUGUAGAGAGCAUCACUGGAAUUAUAUCGAAAACUAUUUCAAAGAAGGGGAUGCUUGAAGUUUAUAACUCCUUGACCGAAGAAGGAAAGAAGCAGUUUAUUGAGGCCUAUAGCGCAGCUUAUUACCCAUGCAUGGACAUAUUGUAUGAGUGCUAUGAAGACGUUUCUUCUGGAAGUGAGAUUAGAAGUGUGGUGUUGGCUGGGAGGAGAUUUUAUGAGAAGGAAGGGCUUCCUGCUUUCCCUAUGGGAAACAUUGAUCAAACACGUAUGUGGAAGGUGGGUGAAAGGGUCCGUUCAACCAGGCCACAAGGUGAUCUUGGUCCAUUGCAUCCCUUCACUGCUGGAGUGUAUGUUGCACUAAUGAUGGCUCAGAUUGAGGUCCUUAGAAAGAAGGGCCACUCUUACUCGGAGAUCAUUAAUGAGAGUCUGAUCGAAUCUGUGGACUCGUUGAACCCGUUUAUGCAUGCUCGUGGUGUGGCCUUUAUGGUUGAUAACUGCUCCACAACUGCUCGCUUGGGAUCUAGGAAGUGGGCACCACGCUUCGAUUACAUCUUGACCCAACAAGCGUUUGUGACUGUUGACAAGAAAGCACCAAUCAACCAAGACCUCAUCAGCAACUUCAUGUCUGACCCUGUUCACGGUGCCAUUGAAGUCUGUGCUCAGCUGAGGCCCACUGUUGACAUCUCAGUGACUGCUGAUGCAGAUUUCGUGCGCCCGGAGCUUCGACAGUCUUCAUAA
Molecule: messenger RNA, 1743 nt
Organism: Miscanthus lutarioriparius
Lineage: Eukaryota; Viridiplantae; Streptophyta; Magnoliopsida; Poales; Poaceae
Source: the annotation of a GenBank genome assembly